GUCUUCACCAUCAACAACAAUGGCGUUCUUCAAGGUGGGUGUGGUGGUGCUGGUGGCGGCUGUUGCUGCGGUCUGGGCUGGACCCAUCUACGACAACACUGGCGGCGACAACGCAGGACCCGCAAUAUACACAUUCUCCUACGACGCCAACGACGCGGAGUCCGGGAACCAGUACGGCCACGCGGAACAGCGGGACGGCACCAGUUCCUCAGGGGAGUACCGCGUCCUGCUGCCCGACGGCCGCACCCAAGUGGUUACCUACACAGUGGAGGGCGACGAUGGCUACGUCGCCAAGGUCACCUACGAGGGCGGUGGUGGCCUGGGACACAGUAGCGGCGGCUACGCAUAGGGACCAACUCACCUGUCAGGACACCGAAGGCCCCCAGUACUGACCACACUCAGGAGAGUACCGGGUGGAGUCAACACACCGGUAGCUAUGAGUAGAGACCACACCCACUUACUAGAAUACCGGGAGCCUUCAGCUGCUCACUUAUGAGGAUACCGGGAACUUCAACACCCAGUAACAAUCACAUCCAUAUUUUGGGGACCUUCAGCUCCCCGGUAACCUCAUGAAUGGAGCCAUGUUAGGCCUACAGGUCAUCCCUAAGCAGACCGGUAAUAUUCAGCACCCGGUGGCUUUGACUGGGAGACAGAGACCUACAGUUCUUUACCUUAAGCACCUUCACCACCAGCAGGAGCCCGACGCCCUCGGUGAAGCCCUUCUGUAUGAUCCGAGUUACUGGUGAAGCGUCUACGUCGUGUCUACGUCACCAUAAGAGAGAAUGAUGCAGUUAACUCCUAAUAUGUUGAGUGUGUGUGUGUGUGACAGUGUAUAUACUAAUGUGCGUGUGUGAUAGUGUAUGCACAAGGAUGUGGGUGAGAAAGGGAAAGUAAGUGAGAAUGCACAUGAGUAAGCUGUACAGUUAAGGUGUAUCGCGCAUGUGAGAGCCAUCGUGACUGCGUGGACAUUGAAGUGUGUGUGUGUGUGUGUCAUAACAUGAAUGAGGGAGUGGUGGGUGACGGGUGAGGAUCAACGGAGGAUUAGGAGACAAGUGGCUGAACUGUCGACAAUGUCUUCGGCACCAAAACCUCCUGCCUCCACACCACCUGACGCGCCCUAACCUGUUUCACUGCACCCCCCCUACUUCACUGCCACCCAUCCCCCCCCCCUAUUUCCUCACUGCUACCCACCAUCUAACACUCCUCACACAGUCCUAUCAACAGAUUAUUAUUUACAUGUUGGUUAUAUAAGUUUUGUGUAUACGUCAUUUGUUAUAUGUACUGUUUUUGUUUCUCUUUUCGAUAUUAAUAAAGAAUAAAACAU
This is a messenger RNA of Homarus americanus (American lobster), 1324 nucleotides long. RefSeq names its product pro-resilin-like. Lineage: Eukaryota; Metazoa; Arthropoda; Malacostraca; Decapoda; Nephropidae. The transcript is spliced from 3 exons. Gene Ontology annotation, cellular component: extracellular matrix. The record is from RefSeq and is a predicted model, not a curated record. The coding region runs from base 20 to 349 and encodes 109 amino acids.